This is a messenger RNA of Acomys russatus (golden spiny mouse), 2008 nucleotides long. It is a transcript of the gene Limd1, whose product is annotated as LIM domain containing 1. Lineage: Eukaryota; Metazoa; Chordata; Mammalia; Rodentia; Muridae. The transcript has 8 exons. Gene Ontology annotation, molecular function: transcription corepressor activity. The record is from RefSeq and is a predicted model, not a curated record. Gene Ontology annotation, biological process: response to hypoxia; negative regulation of hippo signaling; cytoskeleton organization. Bases 10 to 1998 code for a protein of 662 amino acids. Gene Ontology annotation, cellular component: transcription regulator complex; nucleus; adherens junction.
AUCUGCAGCAUGGAUAAGUAUGGCGACCUGGGCCUGGAGGCCAGUAAGUUCAUCGAAGAUCUGAACAUGUACGAGGCCUCCAAGGAUGGGCUCUUCCGGGUGGAUAAGGCUGCUGGCAACAACCCCGAAUUUGAGGAAACUCGGAGGGUGUUCGCGACCAAGAUGGCCAAAAUCCACCUCCAGCAGCAGCAGCAGCAGCAGCAGCUCCUUCAGGAAGAGGCCCUACCUCGGGCAGGCAGAAGCCCUGUCAACGGUGGGAGCCGUCAGGGUAUGAGCAGCAAGCUGGCUACAGAUGGUGCCGCCAAGCCCCCUCUAGCUGCGCCAACAGUGGCGCCUGGAUUAGCUCCCACCGCUGUGGCCGUGCAGCCCUCAUACCCUCCUCAGGAGCAGAGGACCAGGCCAUCUGCCCACGGUGCAAGGCCUGGCAAUCCGAACUCUGGUUCCAGGGACGGGCCUGUGAGUUCCCAGAGGCCUGCUUUACACAGUCUGGGUGCCUGUGAGGACCCCUCCUGCCUCACGCAUGGAGACUAUUAUGACAAUCUCUAUUUGGCGAGCCCGCAGUGGGGUGAUAAACCAGAAAUACCCUCUAGCAUGAGUCUGAGUGUAGGGAGUGGGUGGCCUGGUUGCCCAGGGGAUGGGUCCCCAUUGCCCAAGUCCUAUGGGGACAAUCACCCUUACCAGCCACAGCUCUCCAUGUGCUCUGACAAGUCUUUUGAAAGCGGCAUCAGUGGCCAGGAUGGUGGCAUUGGUGGCCAUAGCAGUAAGGAGCCAACAGGCCUUUGGUCCACAGCCUCUUCUCAGCGAGUUAACCUCGACUUUGCCUCCCUGGGCUUGGAGAAUGGGGCCUCAGCUCAACCCAGGAGCGCAGCUGUUUCUGCGCCUCUGGGCCCUAGCAGCACCAGCCAGGGGGCUUGUCUGAGAAGAGAUUCGGGUCUAGGGUGUGACGCUUCAGGCAGGCCCUUCAAACCCACCGGGGAUGCUCAGCCUUGGCUCCAGGAUGGGCCCAAGUCUUACCUCUCCGUUUCUGCUCCGUUAUCAUCAACAACUGGCAAGGACAGUGCCCAGCCCGGACCGACCCCUGGAUGCAUGGGGUCUGGCACUGGUCCCAAGCCCAGCCCCACCAGUCUCGUCCACCCGGUGAUGUCCACUCCAUCCGAGUUAUCUUGUACAGAGAGUCCUCCCAGCUGGCCCACUGACAGUAGCAGCCUGGGACCUGUGCUCCCGGGCAGCCCCACCCCUUCCAGGGUGAGGUUGCCCUGUCAGACCCUCACCCCGGCUCCUGAGCUUGGACCCUCCACUGCUGAACUGAAAUUAGAAGCCCUCACCCAGCGUCUGGAGAGAGAGAUGGAUGCUCACCCCAAAGCAGACUACUUCGGAGCCUGUGUGAAGUGCAGCAAAGGGGUGUUUGGAGCCGGCCAGGCCUGUCAGGCCAUGGGAGACCUCUACCACGAUGCAUGCUUCACCUGUGCAGCCUGCAGCAGAAAGUUAAGAGGAAAAGCCUUCUAUUUUGUCAAUGGCAAAGUAUUCUGUGAGGAAGAUUUUUUGUACUCUGGCUUUCAGCAGUCUGCAGACAGGUGCUUUCUUUGUGGACACCUGAUCAUGGACAUGAUCCUACAAGCCCUGGGGAAGUCCUAUCACCCUGGCUGCUUUCGCUGUGUCGUCUGUAAUGAGUGUCUGGAUGGAGUGCCUUUCACCGUGGACUCCGAGAACAAGAUCUACUGUGUCCAGGAUUAUCACAAAGUGCUGGCCCCCAAGUGUGCAGCCUGUGGACUUCCCAUCCUGCCCCCAGAGGGCUCAGAUGAGACCAUCCGUGUUGUGUCCAUGGACAGAGACUACCAUGUAGAGUGCUACCACUGUGAGGACUGCGGUCUGGAGCUUAAUGAGGAGGACGGCCACCGCUGCUACCCACUGGAGGACCACCUACUCUGUCACUCCUGCCAUGUCAAAAGACUGGAGAAGGGACCUUCGCCUCCAGCGCUCCACCAGCACCACUUCUAGCUGGAGACGC